AUGUGUCUGAUACCAAUGUGUCUGAUACCAGUGUUGCAGACACCUGUCGCCAUUCUCUCUGUCUCUGUGUUUGUUGUCUGUCGCUCACUGCUGAUCUCUCUGCUUCCACAGGGCACUUUACAGAAGUUUGUGGACGACCUGUUUGAGACCAUCUUCAGCACGGCCCACCGAGGCAGCGCCCUGCCCCUGGCCAUCAAGUACAUGUUUGACUUCCUGGAUGAGCAGGCUGACAAGCACAGCAUCCAUGACCCGCAUGUCAGACACACAUGGAAAAGCAACUGCCUACCUCUGAGGUUCUGGGUGAAUGUGAUCAAGAACCCCCAGUUUGUGUUCGACAUCCACAAGAGCAGCAUCACGGACGCCUGUCUGUCUGUGGUGGCCCAGACCUUCAUGGACUCCUGCUCUACCUCAGAACACCGCCUGGGCAAGGACUCCCCCUCCAACAAGCUGCUCUACGCCAAGGACAUCCCCAGUUACAAGAGCUGGGUGGAGAGGUACUACUCAGACAUCAGUAAGAUGCCGGCCAUCAGUGACCAGGACAUGAAUGCAUACCUGGCAGAGCAGUCCCGGAUGCACAUUAACGAGUUCAACAGCAUGAGCUCCCUCAGUGAGAUCUACUCCUACGUGGGCAAAUACACAGAGGAGAUUGUGUGUGCGCUGGAGCAGGACGACGCCGCCAGGAAACAGAGACUUUCCUUCAAGCUGGAGCAGGUGGUGGCCUUCAUGAGCCUGGAGAGCUGAGGACCGCACUUCCCAGGGCGCACUGGGAGACCCGUCAGAAACCGAGCCGUGCCUGAGCAAAGACCUGUCCAUCUAUCUCUUCACCAUCGUCAUCAGCAUCAGAACUCUUCUCCGUUUCAAAGACAACACAUAUUGUCCUGUUUUCUUCCUCCUCUUCCUCCUCUUCCUGACAAGUGUUUGGCAUCUCAUCCGCUCAGCUUCAUAGGACGUGCUGAGAAGACUGGCUGACGGACUGACUGGAGGGUCGGCAGAGCUGGGGACUGCUUUUCCCACCAUGCAAUGGGAGGGCCUCAUCCCAGCUUUGCUGCGUAGAAGAGUCUGAUGGAGGGGUGGUUGUCUGCCAGCUCGCCAUAUCGGCAUAAUUUACACCUUCAUGUUGGGGGAGAAACAAACAUUCUAUUUAUGUUGCCUUUAAAAAUAACACUGAUAGCAAAGUCUUUUGCAACCACAAUGUUGGACAUCAAUUUGUUCAGACUUUCUGAAUAGGAUAUUAGUCAAUGAAACUACUACAGAGUCCAGUUAAUUGUAGUGCUAUAGUCAAG
This is a messenger RNA of Salvelinus fontinalis (brook trout), 1283 nucleotides long. Its product is annotated as plexin-A4-like. The record is from RefSeq and is a predicted model, not a curated record. Gene Ontology annotation, biological process: negative regulation of cell adhesion; regulation of cell migration; regulation of cell shape. The coding region runs from base 1 to 741 and encodes 246 amino acids. Lineage: Eukaryota; Metazoa; Chordata; Actinopteri; Salmoniformes; Salmonidae. Gene Ontology annotation, molecular function: semaphorin receptor activity. The transcript is spliced from 4 exons. Gene Ontology annotation, cellular component: semaphorin receptor complex.